This is a messenger RNA of Perca fluviatilis (European perch), 1485 nucleotides long. It is a transcript of the gene spef1, whose product is annotated as sperm flagellar 1. Gene Ontology annotation, cellular component: axoneme. The coding region runs from base 105 to 824 and encodes 239 amino acids. The transcript has 7 exons. Gene Ontology annotation, molecular function: microtubule binding. Gene Ontology annotation, biological process: regulation of cytoskeleton organization. NCBI's taxonomy places the organism in Eukaryota, Metazoa, Chordata, Actinopteri, Perciformes, Percidae. The record is from RefSeq and is a predicted model, not a curated record.
GCAACGCCUUAAACAACUGUUGUCGAGAGAAGCUAGGAAGCUAGCCCAGUAAAACAGUUUGAGUCUUUACAAACUGUCUAGAAACAGAUGUCGCUUUAAGAAUAAUGGACCGAGAACUGAACGAAGAGGAACUGCAGGAUUUGUACGCUUGGAUAGACAAAAUAUCUCUGUCCCGGCCCAAACGAAACAUCACAAGAGACUUCAGCGACGGAGUGAUGGCUGCAGAGGUCGUCAAAUAUUUCUUCCCAAAGUUUGUUGACCUGCACAACUAUAUUCCUGCAAACUCCACACAACAGAAGCUCAGUAACUGGGAUCUCCUCAACAGGAAGGUGUUUUCCAAGCUGAACUUCCACGUGCCUGAAGAGACAGUGAAGAGGAUUGUACUGAGCACUGCAGGAGUGAUAGAGCCUGUACUGAAUGCCCUCAGGGAGAAGAUAGACAAGAAACUGGAGCACACUACAGAGAAUAUACUGGAUUUGGAAUACUAUGACACCAGAAACCAGGAGAAACCUCAUACAGAAAUUCACCAGACCGAAGCAAAACUUGUGGCUCAGCUGGCAGGAGAAGAGAUGAAAAAAGAUGAAAAGAGCAGAAUAAAAAACGGUAAACUGCAGCAGACAGCACAGUUUUACUCAGACAUGGACCCUACUUUACGACUAAUCCUGCAGGAAAAAGAGCAAGCUGUCAUGGCUCUGCAGGAGACUGUGGAGAUCCUGCAGAUGAAAGUAAACAGGUUAGAGCAUCUGGUUCACUUGAAGGACAUGCGUAUUGAAGAUCUGAUGCGGCAUCUGGAAACCUACAAAGCAAAAGGCAAUACACGCUGAUACAAACAUGUACACACAGACUUUUUUUUUUCAUAGUAGCUCUACAUUAUAACCCUGUAACAUAAAUACAUUCUUACUUUAUCAAGAAACUUUAGUCAAGGAAAAGGAUCAGUUCAUAUAUACAUAUAUAUAUAUAUAUAUAUACUGAGAUUAUUGUCCUCCCUGCUAAAAUGCAUCAUACCUGAAAUGCAAGUGUGAAGUGAGUGAAGUGUGCUUUUGUGAUGAAAAAGAGGUUUGGUAAUUGAAUUCCCAUUAACAUUAGUUACACCAUUCACAAUAGAGAAAUGUAAGUAAAAGUAAUAUAGCCAUUCCAGUGUGUCGCUCUUUCAUAACAUGAAACACAACAGUGAACAUUUCAAGAGGAUCUAUCUAAUUUGACAUUGAAAUCCUUUUAAUAUCAUGUCUUCUCUAUAAUAUAAAUGUUUUUGCAGAUAUUGCAUAUUAUGUCCUUGUGUUUAAAUCUUAUCUAAUGAGAUUUUACUGUAAAUGGUUUAUAUGAAUUUGGGUUGUUUAAUACAGAUAGUCGCUUCUUUACGAGGAGUGAGUAGAAUGUGAUUUUUAUGUGUUUAUGUAUCUACAGUCGUUAACCUUCUGUGCCUUUACACAGCCUAUUUUACCUACUUCUGACUUCCAAGUGCUCAAUAAAUCAACCAACCUUUAA